AUGAACGACAUGUCUGCAAACAUCAACAGGGCCAACGCUUAUCUUGGCCGUUCUGUCCAUAACGUGCUUCUCUUUUAUUCAAAAAGAAGGAAACCUAUCCUUAGAAUCACUUAUUUGCUUAUCAUAUAUCUCAUUUUCAACAAUGGCUCGAAAUCAAGGAAUUACACAAGGAAUUUUGGGAAGGGAGAGAAGUCGGAACUUUUGAAGACCGUUACCACGAGGAAGAGAGACUUUGAUAAAGGGAUUUUCAAGAACAAGACGUAUCUUCAAAAACUUAUGUACAAAUUCAAAAACAUCCCCAUAAUUAUUAUAUUCUCACAAUUGAGUCUAAAGGAUAAGAAGGCAUUAAGUGUGUUCUCCAAUUGUCUCUUACAGGUGAUAUUGUUGGCAAUCAAGGCAUUGAUAACUUUGAAAACGGCAACUUUGGAUGGAUAUUUGGUGUCGUCCUUAAUUUCCAGAAAAUUUAGGCGUUUUUUCAAAUAUUUGUUUAUCUGGUUACUUCUUGGAUUGCCAUCUUCAUUGGUUGAUUCCCUAAUUGAGAAAUCAAAGAGAACUCUAUCACAAAAUUUACGUUCCAGUAUAACGAGUAAAAUAUUGGAUGACUAUUUACCAGAAAAUGGUACAUCUACAAUUUACCAAUUAUUAAAUAAUCAUAAUCUUGAAGUCAAUAUCACCGAUCCAAACCAUCGUUUAACUUCUACAAUUGAACAUUUUGCUAAUUCGUUUGGUAUUUUACCUUCUCAAUUGUUACUUCCAGUAACCGAUAUUAUCAUUGCAGGUAAUCAUCUGUCGAAAACUUCUGAAAAUUCUAGUGAAGGGGGUGUCUUGUUGGGAGUGGUAGCCAAUGUUUGUACAAUUGUACUUAAACUAUUCACCCCCAACUUUUCAAUGCUUAAUAAUAUGAGAAAUACUCUUGAAAAUAAAUUCCAUGAAUUCCAUUCAAAUAUUAUUUCAAACAAGGAAGAAAUUGCAUUAGCCAAAGGUCAUGGUAAAGAAAUAGAUUUAUUGGAUACCUCAUAUUUUGAAUUUGAAAAAUUUGAACGGUCUUCACUAAGGAAAAUGGGAGUAUACAACUUUGCCAUUUCCUUUAUUUUCAAAUAUACAAUGGGUGCAUUUGGAUUGUUAUUAUGUGCAGUUCCAACUUUUACAACAGUUUAUAUGAAAGAUGUUAAUAUGAAUGAGAAAUUAAUUUCAAAAUUAUCAUCUGAUUUUGUGACUAAUAGGAGUUUACUUAUUAAGGCAGCUGAUUCUUUGGGUAGAUUGAUCCAAUCAAAGAAGAACAUCCAAAAUAUGGUUGGUUAUGCCAAUGAAUUAUGGGAAUUUCAAAAAAUUUUAAUUGAUAUUAAUGAAAACUCAAAAAUUGAAGCUUCAAUGAAUAGCUAUAAUUAUCAGUUACCUUCAACUUUAGAUUCUAAUAUCCAACCGCUGCUAGUUGGUCCGAAUGUCAGAUAUGGUGAUGAAAUUACUUUUAGCCAUAUACCCCUAAUAACACCAAACGGUAAUAUUCUUGUUAAGGAUUUGACCUUUUCCAUAAAACAGGGUGAUAAUUUGUUAAUUAUAGGACCAAAUGGUUGUGGGAAAUCAUCAUUAUUUAGGAUUCUUGGAGGAUUAUGGGAUGUCAAAGAUCCUGGUGAAAUCACCGUACCCUAUGAUAAAAGGGACUUAUUUUAUUUACCACAACGAUCUUAUUUCACAUACGGUUCGCUUAGAGAACAGAUUAUUUAUCCUGAUUCUUAUGAUACAUAUAGAGAAAAUAUUUUGAAUCUAAAAAUGGGGAAUUCAAACACCAUCAUUAAAGAUGACGAAUAUUUGGUUGAAUUGUUAAAGAAAGUUCAUUUAGAAUACCUUUUAAGUUAUGAUGAAGAUGAAGAUGAUGAAUUCAAUGGGAAUAAUAAUGAUGCCAAUUUUGAAUCUUGUGUUUUCAUGAAUCCGUGUCUUGAUAGAAUUGAGAGAUGGCCCGAUUUAUUGUCCGUUGGUGAACAACAACGUUUAGCAAUGAUUCGGUUAUAUUACCAUCAACCUAAAUUUGCUGUUUUGGAUGAAUGUACUUCGAGUAUUUCAUCCGACUUGGAAAGAGAAUGUUAUAGAAUAGCAGUAAAUGAUUUAAAAAUUACAGUACUAUCCGUUUGUCAUCGUACAACACUAUGGAGUUUCCACUCAAAAAUACUUAAGUUUAAGAGAAUCGAUGAAAACAAUAUAGAUGAGGGAGAUGGGGCAGCGACCACAACGUUCUCAUCGUUUGAUCCACAGCUACGUUUAGAAAGGCACGAGGAGUUGAUUACAAUCGAGAACUCGUUAAAACGUAGUGAUGAAUUAACUAAGAGAUUAAACGCCCUAAAACAACUAAAAAAGAAGAAGGCUAGACGGCCUGCAAUGAUGUACAUCGAAGACGACGAAGCUGACGAUUGA
Molecule: messenger RNA, 2409 nt
Organism: Pichia kudriavzevii
Lineage: Eukaryota; Fungi; Ascomycota; Pichiomycetes; Pichiales; Pichiaceae
Exons: 1
Coding region: 1-2409 (802 amino acids)
Biological process (GO): long-chain fatty acid import into peroxisome; very long-chain fatty acid catabolic process; fatty acid beta-oxidation
Cellular component (GO): peroxisomal membrane
Molecular function (GO): ATP hydrolysis activity; ABC-type transporter activity; long-chain fatty acid transmembrane transporter activity
Source: RefSeq, a predicted model, not a curated record